Lodderomyces theae is the source of this 306-nucleotide messenger RNA. RefSeq lists its product as uncharacterized. The record is from RefSeq and is a predicted model, not a curated record. Lineage: Eukaryota; Fungi; Ascomycota; Pichiomycetes; Serinales; Debaryomycetaceae. The transcript has a single exon. The coding region runs from base 1 to 306 and encodes 101 amino acids.
AUGGCAGCUGAAAAUUGCAGCGGUAUCAGCGGCAGGGGCAGUGGGGCAGUGACUGCCAUUGCAUCCGCUAUGGAAUCAGCAAGAGUAGUAAUAGUAGUGGAUGAUGAUGAUGAUGGUGGUGAUGAUGGUGGUGGUGGUGUCGGCGUUAGAAUUAGUCCUUGUGAGACAAACACAAUUGGAUACGCAAUCAACAACGGUAGCGAUGUCGUUAGGAUCAGACCUAGGGAUGAUUUAGUUGAUGAAAAUGAGGAAGAUAGGUUGAGCUUUGGUGUGAGUUUUGAAUAUGGCAGGUGGUUGGCAUUGUGA